Messenger RNA from Gaeumannomyces tritici R3-111a-1, 2430 nucleotides. RefSeq names its product galactose oxidase. NCBI's taxonomy places the organism in Eukaryota, Fungi, Ascomycota, Sordariomycetes, Magnaporthales, Magnaporthaceae. Bases 1 to 2430 code for a protein of 809 amino acids. The record is from RefSeq and is a predicted model, not a curated record. The transcript has a single exon. Gene Ontology annotation, molecular function: protein binding.
AUGCCAGCUCCAGCUGUGCUCAGGGCCGUGGGCCUGGGAGCCGCGCUCCUGAGCCACAUGCGCCCAGUUGCAGCUCAAAACAUCGUCGCAAAUCUCACAUCCUGCCUCGAGUCCGAAACCAUCUGGACCACUGCCGAACAAAUCAGCUUCUCCAUCUGCGACGGCACCACCUACCAGGCAGGCGGCAAGUCUCUGCAGAUUAUUGAGGACGUCUGUGGCACCCGUGAGUGCGUCGGCUACUGCCACGAGAACCCAAAGUGUGUUCUUGCUUUCUACGACAAGGAGGCCAGGACAUGCCACAUCAAGGACAGCGAGAGCGGGGAGGAUCACAUUUGGGCUCAGGAUUCCAACUGUGACGCCAUCAGGAAGUUGCCGCCCGAUGCAGGCAGCGGUGGAGGCAACUCUGGCGAUAACACCUCUCCCACGUCUUCCGCGCUCCCUACGGCGGCCCCUACAGCGGCUCCUACCACGUCUUCCUCCGCUGCCUCCUCGGCAGCUCCUACCACCACCUCGAGCACGGCCCCUAUCGCAUCCCCUCCCACCAGCGUCCCCGGUACUCCUGGAAAGGAGCCUGUUAUCCCCCCUGUCAAUGGAAACGACCUCCAGGACGGCGCUUUCUUGGCCAGCUGCCCGGGCCAGCAAACCGAGUUCAAGGGCGCCAACGCCAAAUACCUCAUCUGCCCCGGAUCCGACUACGACGGCAAGACGGAGCGGGUUUUCAACGGUGUUGCCAGCGCCCAGGCUUGUGCCGAGGCCUGCGCAAACGCCAAGGACUGCAAGAAGGCCGCGUACGACAGCCAGACCAAGGAUUGCCACGUCAAGGGCGCCGAGCCUCGCUACUCUCUCUUCUUGGUCAAAGCGCAGCAUUACACCACCAUUCGCGUCGAGGCCGCCCUGGACGCCUCCAAGGUCGGCCGCUGGUCUGACCUUAUCCGCUUCCCCGUCAUCCCCGUGGCCGCCUACGUUGUUCCCUCGUUCCCGGAGCCCAGCAAGCUCAUGUUCUUCUCGUCCUGGGGCGUCGACGCCUUUGGCGGACCCAGCGGACUGACCCAGUUUGGAUCUUUCGACCUCAAGACGGGCGCCGUCAGCCAGCGCGAGAUUAGCAACACCAAGCACGACAUGUUCUGCCCAGGCAUCAGCGCCUUAGCUGACGGUCGCAUCCUCGUCCAGGGUGGCUCCGACGCCGCCGCUGUCAGCGUCUACGAUCCCGCCACCGACUCCUUCUCGCGCGUUCAGGACCUCAAGAUGGCCCGUGGCUACCAGUCGUCUGUCACCCUGUCCGACGGCCGCGUUUUCACCGUCGGCGGCGCCUACUCGGGUGCUCGCGCGGGCAAGAACGGCGAGGUCUACGACGCCGACGCCAACACCUGGUCUGCGCUGUCCGACGCCGACGUCAAGCCCAUGCUGACCAAGGACCACGAGGGCAUCUGGCGCGAAGACAACCACGCCUGGCUCUUCUCGUGGCGCCAAGGCUCCGUGUUCCAGGCCGGCCCCUCCAAGAAGCAGCACUGGUACGGUACCAAGGGCUACGGCGCCAUCGUCGAGGCCGGCACGCGCGACGACGUGGACGCCAUGUGCGGCACCUUUGUCAUGUACGACGCCACGGCCGGAAAGAUCCUGACGGCUGGUGGCGCUCAGGACUACGACAAGUCCGACGGCAACACCCACGCCCACAUCACCACCAUCGGCGAGCCGGGCACCCGCUCCAACGUUGAGCGCGUCGGCGACAUGGCCUUCCCCCGCGCCUUUGCCAACACGGUCGUCCUGCCCGACGGUCGUGUCAUCGUCACGGGCGGUCAGCGCAAGGCCCUUGUCUUCACCAACACGGACGGCAUCCUCAUCCCCGAGGUGUUCGACCCGGCCUCCAAGACGUGGUCGCAGAUGGCGCCCAUGGCUGUGCCGCGCAACUACCACUCCGUCUCGAUCCUCCUGCCCGACGCCACCGUCUUUGUCGGCGGUGGCGGCCUGUGCUACGUCAACAAGAUCAAGGGCAGCUCCGCGCGCUGCGACAAGACGGUUGACCAUGCCGACGGCGAGAUCUUCGAGCCACCCUACCUGUUCAAGGCCGACGGCUCACGCGCCGACCGCCCUGCCAUUGCCAACCUUGAGCGUGAGCGCGUCAACGCGGGCGAGACGCUCGUCUUCUCCGUGGGCGGCGCCGAAAACGUCAAGGACUGCAAGUUCUCGCUCGUCCGUGUCGGCACCGUCACCCACUCGGUCAACACUGACCAGCGCCGCGUGCCGCUCACCGACAUCAACGUGCGCGCCGACGGCAAGGUCGAGGCCAAGCUGCCGGCCGACUACGGCGUCCUGACGCCGGGCUUCUGGUACCUCUUUGCCAUGUCGCCCUCGGGCGUGCCCAGCGUCGCCAGGACGGUCCAGGUCACCCUGACGGCCAAGGCCAAGGCCAAGGUGGCUCUCUGGGGCUGA